AUGUUGCUGGGUGCGGACGCAGUUGGCGUUGCUAAUGAGACGAAGAUGGAGGCGGUGCCGGGGCAACAAGGUGGAGCAGCAGAAUGUGAUCUAGCAUCUUGCAAAAUUUGUGGACGAACGUUUUUACCAGCAGUGCGGUUAAAGCAUGAGCCCAUCUGCCAAAAAAAUGUUAAUAAGAAAAGGAAAACCUUUGAUUCCAGUAGGCAGCGAGCUGAAGGAACUGACAUUCCCACCUUAAAACCGCUGAAACCCAAGCCUGAGCCUCCCAAAAAACCCUCAAACUGGAGAUUAAAACAUGAAAAUUUUAUUGCCACCAUCAGAGCAGCUAAAAAGAUGAGUAAAACCAUGAAUGAUGGAGGUUCCCUUCCACCACCACCUCCACCUUUAUAUGAUCCAGAUUAUAUCCAGUGCCCAUACUGUCAGAGAAGAUUUAAUGAGAAUGCUGCAGACAGACACAUUUCUUUCUGCAAAGAACAAGCUGCUCGCAUUACCAAGCCUAAAUAUGCUGCAAGCAAAGGGAAACAAAGCACUCCAACUCAGCAUCGGUCUCCAGUGCUUAAGAAGACUAAUUCACCAGUCUCAACACCUGGUGCAUCAACAAGGAUUCCCCAGCCUUCUGUUGGUGGGAAAAGUGGACUUUCUACCACCAAAAGUAACCUAACAGCAGCCUAUGAAAAUAAACUUCGAGAUGGAUCACCUGCAAAACGGAGUUCAUCUGGUGUUGGUAACGUGGCUGGAGCAUUAACUCAACCAACUGGGGGUUUACCCAGUAACAUCAGAUCUCGAACACAAACACUACCAAGUGGAAUGAGGAAUGUUGCUGGAACAAGCUCAGUGAACAAAAAGACCUACAAUGCUGAAAAUUACAUAAGGAAUAAUGUGAAAUCCAGUUCAGACACCAGGGAUAAUUCCCUAAAUGUCAAUGAUGGAAUCAUGAAAGCCAGUGUUCGAAGUUCAGCUGGACAGCAAUUGCCAAGAUUUUGUCAUGAAUGUGGAACCAAGUAUCCUAUCGAGUGCGCAAAGUUCUGUUGCGAAUGUGGAGUGAGAAGGAUGACCCUUUGAUCAUGCAGAAUAAUUACAUUCAAGGAAAACAUGCUGAUGCAAUUUUCAAAGCUCAUCACUCCUAAGCUUUGCACUGCUCAAUGAUACACUACCAGAUUUAAGCAAUUGUUGUGAACAUUUACAUAAAUGUAUCGUGUAAUGGCAAAGUACUUUAAUCUCUGAAUUCUGUGCUGUGCAAAGUAGAAAAUGUGAAAUAGUAAGAAUCACUGAUUUGGAUAUGAAUCCUUAAUUUCUGUGUUGUUUACAAAAGGCAAUCAGAUUAUAGCAGAGCUCUUGAAUUUCUUUUCACUUGACUGCACUAGAAUUGCGGUCAGACUGGUGCCUUCACCAUGAAUCUUAAGGUGGGAGAAGAAUAGCAUGUAGUCAGUGGGUGUUCACUGUGUUUUAUAGAGAAGGUUUCCCUAGUCAGGUAAAAGAACAUUCAACAUAUUUUGUGUCGAGUAAUCUGCAUAAUAAUAGUUAAGUGAAGAAAUUAAACAAUUUAGUUGGGGUGGGAAGGAAGAAAACUUACCCUUGCUUUUACUUGUGGCUCAGUGUUGAGUUGUCAUCCAAAUAUAAUAACAAACCUGCCACUCAUGAAAUACAUUAUAAAUUAGGCAAACCGAAUGGAAACAUUCUGGGUUGAAUAAUAAUACAAUUAAAGCUAAACAUAUGAUAUGCUGAACAUACCAGCUCACAAGAGUUAGAUAAAAGUUGUGAGCUUGCUGAGCAGUUAUGUGUAAAAUCAAGUGAAAGCUUUAUCUCAUUUAUCUAUUCGUUAAUUUAAACCGACGAGUCACAUUACUGUACCAAAUGAUUUAAAAAACAGCAGAUUAUGCAAAUACAAAAUAACCGGAGUUUGAAGUGUUUGUGGAUGUUUUCAGUAUAAAACAUAUUAUGUUAGUGAUUGUAUAUAGCUGUUAGGCUGAUACACUACAAAAUGAUGAAAUGUUUGUUUAU
Messenger RNA from Hemiscyllium ocellatum (epaulette shark), 2001 nucleotides. It is a transcript of the gene zc2hc1a, whose product is annotated as zinc finger, C2HC-type containing 1A. The transcript has 9 exons. The record is from RefSeq and is a predicted model, not a curated record. NCBI's taxonomy places the organism in Eukaryota, Metazoa, Chordata, Chondrichthyes, Orectolobiformes, Hemiscylliidae. The coding region runs from base 1 to 1062 and encodes 353 amino acids.